GUUAGGUUAUAAAAAUGUAAACAUUGAUAUUUUCUUCAAUAUUCUUAAAAAUAAAAAAAAUAUUUUAUAAUUACAGUAUGUCAGUUUUUGCUGCUUACGCAUCUGAAGCAGACGAUUCUUCUCAACCAGAUGUAGAUAAUGGUUCCUGGUUAACAAAUUCUAGUUUUCAAGCAACUUUACCAAAUGUAUCUGAAGUUCAGGCAUUACAACAAGAAACUUGUUCCAAUUCUGCAAGACAGAAUAAAAAAACUCAAGAUGAAGCACACUCCGAUUCAGAAUUAAAAGAAGACAGUCCUAAAGUACCAGUUUCUAAAAAACGAAAGAAAAAACAUAAAAAGAGUGACAAAAACAAGAAGUCAGAAAUUUUAGAAUAUAAGAUAAUUGAGAACGACAUAUUUAAAAUCGAAACGAAAGGUGCGAGGGAACUACUUUCCGUAAACACAAUUUCACGACCAUCAGCACCUAUUUACCAUGUAAAGUUUUUCCUUGGUAACACAAAUUAUAAAAAAUGUAAGUCAAAAAAUAAAAUUAAACGCUACUAUAAACAUCUUUCCCGUGAGCCAGAAGUAAAAGAAGACAUAAUAACUCAGAAAAAUGUGAAUCAAAUAGGGUUUGCUCCUAGAGAUGAAAAUUUCACAGGCUUCAAACAAGAACAAGAGCUAAGUGAAAAGACAGGAUUUUUUAAUAGCUAUUUAACUGGUAAACCAGAAGAUAUAAAUGUGUGGCUAGAAUAUAUAAACUUUCAAGAUACAGUGCAUCAAUUUGAAAAGAGUUACAGGAAAGGGAGUAUAGCUAAAGCUCAAAGAGUUUUAGGAGAAAGAAAGCUGUCUAUAUUGGAUAAAGCUUUGAUGUCAAAUCCUUAUAGUGAGAAACUCCACAGGGAAAGGUUAAAUAUAGCUGUGGUGACAUUUCCUUCUGAUGAAUUACAGAUAUACCUUCGGGAUUUAGUCGAGAAGGAUAAAAGUAACAUUAUCCUAUGGCAAGGAUAUAUAGAAGCCACACAGUGCUCAAUGUCCCAUUGUUCCACACCAGAAGUUUUAAGUUUAUAUACCAAAUGUCUCUCAACUUUACAUCAACUGAGGCAAACGAAUAUCAUGGAACGACAUUUAUUAGAAGAAUGUAUAUUGAAAAUGCUGUAUCAGUGCGGUUUAUUUAUGAAACAAGCAGGCUUGUUUGAACAACUUUGGACUCUUUUGAGAAUGUAUCUUGAACUAAACUUAUCCCCAAAUAAUAGUAGUAGGUUUCAUAUAUUAUCAGAGUUUGCAGAAAGCCAGUUGAUGGAAUUGGAAGAUAUUAUUUUUGCAUCAAACUUACCUCUACACGAGUUGUGGUUGCGCACAGAGAAACUACGCGAAGCUUGUCAUUGGCUACCUAGUGUGGAUGACGAAAAAUGUGAAGAUCCCCAACGAAUAGUACUUACUGAUGAUGUAGUUCAAUUGAUUCAUCCAAUCACAAUGCCAGGCAAUAUAUUUAAAAUGUCUGCAACAAUAUUCUCGUUGCUUAAAAUACCUUUACUGCCUUGUAGACAUAGUACAAUGGGAGAACUAGGUUUAGAUUAUGUUCCUUGGAGUUUUGAUUCAGUAGAGCCACUUCUCUCGAUGUAUUUUCCUUUAUAUCCAGUUGAUACUUCAACAAGUCUAUGGAGCAAUAUACGAUUGGCUGUAGGACCACAGUAUUUAAAUAAAAUACCCGGUCAUGAAGAAUAUUUAGGUUUUAUUAAUAAAAUUAUGGAAAAUGUUGCAAACUGUCUAACUGGGGACGAAAAAACGGCUAUAACUUUAUGGUAUUUUAAAUUUCAAAGAUUAUUAAUUAUUUUAGAUAAAGUUCAGUUGUUUACAAUGACCGAGCAAUUUAAAAAACGCAUUAAGAAAAAUUUCAAGGAGUGUCUUAAACUUGAAGAAAAUAGGCAGAAUGCAAUAUUUUAUCUAGAAUAUGCGCUAACUGAACUUGAAUUUGGAAAUGUGGAUAGUUGUCUUAAAAUAAUCAAUACGGCUGUAAGUUUCACUCAAAGAUUUCAGAUGACUGUUAGCAAUGUUUCAACGUCUCAGAAAAAUUGGUGUAAUCUUUAUAAACACCUGGUUCAGUUGCACAUUGCAAAAAAUACGAGCAGUGAUGAAAAUGAAGCUUUGAAGCUUCUUUGUCAAAUGAGUUUACAACAGAACGAAUUGCAACUGAAUGACGAAAUUAAAGAAAAAGCAACAAACAAAUUUAACACAGUCACUCGACAGUUAAUGGAAGCUGAACAAGUUAAACUAGCGUGUGUAGAACAUUUUUUGCCAAACUUUUUUACCGAUUGGAUAAUAUGCCACGUUUGGUUUAUUUUACUUUGCAAGGGCCCCAACGAGUGUUUUGAAUUUUUUCGGAAUAUUUUGCACCAGAUGGCAAAUUCCGACACCCACGAUAUUUGGCAAAAAGAAGUUUUAUACGAAUUUUAUAUAGCUUUAUUAUUUAAGUACUCUAGAAAACAAUGCAAAACUGAUACAGUAAAAUUGUUGGAAUCUGCUAUGGAAACGGCUAUAGAGCUAUAUCCGAAUAAUGUGUUUGUGUUAUCAGUUUUGAAAAAACAAUAUUCGUUGGAGUAUUCAUUAGGUCUGCAAUGGUGGAAAAUAAAAAAGUUGCUGUUGAAAUCAGAUAGAGCAUUACCCUCGCUUUUUGCUCUUAUCAUCGUAAAUCAACAACUCGAAGAAUUUCAAAACGUCGUUCAGGAUACUAUUACAGGAACUAAAUAUGAGAUCAGUACUAGUUUAAAGAACAAAAUGUUGUCGUUAUUUAAGAACGUCACUACAGCUUCUAAUACUAGAAAGUGCGGUUUGAUAUGGCGAUUAUACUUACAGUUUGUUUAUACUUACUUUAGUCCAGAUAUAUGCAGAAAAGUUUAUUAUUGCGCUGUAGAAGAAUGUCCUUGGCUGAAAGCUUUAUAUAUGGAUGCUGCCAUCUAUAUUCCAGCUGAAUUGUCACAAAUACAAGAUUUGUUUAUUGAAAAACAACUUAGGCUCCAUGUUACACCUGAAGAACUUGAUGUAUUAAGAAGUUAAUAGUUUCUAACAAAAUAUAAUAAUAUGUAAACUUCUUAUCUGUGA
This is a messenger RNA of Diabrotica balteata, 3080 nucleotides long. Lineage: Eukaryota; Metazoa; Arthropoda; Insecta; Coleoptera; Chrysomelidae. The record is from the annotation of a GenBank genome assembly.